GCUCAGACACACAGACAGCUGGACACACAGGACCCUUGGAUGGACCCUGUCCCCUCCUGUCCCAUUGUUCAGGGCUGUCCACCUGGUUUUCAGACUUCAGCCCCCUCCUUAACUUGAGUUCUGAGUGGUGUGGUGUUGAGAGACGGACCUUCAGUCCCACUCUAGUGCUAAGAUGACAAAGGAUUACCAAGAUCUGCAGCACCUGGACAACGAGGAGAAUGAUCAUCACCAACUCCGGAGAGGACCACGGGAUCUACACGGGGUUGGCCUGGGCUGGUGAAUUUCUGACUCCUCUUCCAGGGCCGCCUCCCACUCCACCGCUCCUGCAUCGUCUCUGCUCUGGAUUCCGCCUCCUCCUGCUCUCCUUGGGCCUCAGCCUCCUGUUGCUGGUGGUUGUCUGUGUGAUCGCAUCCCAAAACUCCCAACUCCGGGGCGACCUCCUGGCUCUAAAGCAGAAUUUCAGCAACUUCACUGUGAGCACUGAGGACCAGGUCAAGGUCCUAGGCACCCAGGGAGUUAGCCUGGGAAGAAAGAUGAAGGAACUGGAGUCACAGCUGGAGAAACAGCAGCAGGAUCUGAGUGAAGACCACUCCAGCUUGCUGCUGCACGUGAAGCAGUUAGUGUCUGACCUGCGCAGCCUGAGCUGUCAGAUGGCGGCCCUUCAGGGCAACGGCUCUGAGAGGACCUGCUGCCCCAUCAACUGGGUGGAGAACGAAGGCAGCUGCUACUGGUUCUCCAGCUCCGCGAGGCCCUGGGCUGAGGCUGACAAGUACUGCCAGCUGGAGAAUGCCCACCUGGUGGUGGUGACCUCCUGGGACAAGCAGAAAUUUGUCCAGCACCACAUGGGAUCUGUAAACAUUUGGAUUGGCCUAACUGACCAGAAUGGGCCCUGGCAAUGGGUGGAUGGGACCGACUAUGAGACGAGCUUCAAGAACUGGAGACCAGGGCAGCCGGAUGACUGGUAUGGGCAUGGGCUUGGAGGAGGUGAGGACUGUGCCCACCUCACCAUCGAUGGCCGCUGGAAUGAUGACGUCUGCCGGAGGCCCUACCGUUGGGCCUGUGAGACCAAGCUGAACAAGACCAGCUAGGAGCCUCCUCCCCUUAAUUUAUUUCUCCAGUGCCUCAAGCUGCCGAGGUCUGGGAUUGGGAGAGCCUACCUGGGGGUCUCCACAGCCUCGGGGCUUCUCACUUAGGGUUUCAGGGAAGGGUGAAGAACCGUGUUGGAGGGGUGUGGCAUGACGCCCGGUGGGGUGGGUCAUGGGAACCUGGGACACUGGGCAGUGUGCAGCUUACUGUUGUCAACUUCCUUUUUAGAGUAAAAAGGAAAGAAUAUGCUUAACCACC
Molecule: messenger RNA, 1344 nt
Organism: Arvicola amphibius (Eurasian water vole)
Lineage: Eukaryota; Metazoa; Chordata; Mammalia; Rodentia; Cricetidae
Product: asialoglycoprotein receptor 1-like
Exons: 9
Coding region: 219-1088 (289 amino acids)
Molecular function (GO): signaling receptor activity
Source: RefSeq, a predicted model, not a curated record